Molecule: messenger RNA, 7381 nt
Organism: Porites evermanni
Lineage: Eukaryota; Metazoa; Cnidaria; Anthozoa; Scleractinia; Poritidae
Source: the annotation of a GenBank genome assembly
AUGGCGCCUCCAGCUCCUUCUUCGAGAAAACGAGUAAAUGUAAAAGAAGAGGCGAAAACUGACGAACGGGAAUUCUUUCAGCUAUCACCUUUGCCUUUGAGCAUUUUCAUUAUAUUUUUGCUGAUCUUAUACUGGGUAAGAUAUUCAUUUUAUGAUUCGUGUAACAGCUGUUCACUGUUGGAGAAUGGGCAAGAGUUGGUCGAAAAUCUGGCUGAUACUCGGUGUAAAAACCUGUGCACCUCAAGAGUGACGUAAAACAACUAAUACCAAGAAGCAGCCAACACAAUAGCACCAAGGAAAAUAAUAACUAGAAAACAAAGAAAAACUUCACAGGUUUUUACUCCGAGGAUGACCAGAAAAUCAAUGAUCUGGGCUGUCAGGUGCAGUGCUGUCAACUCUCCCGGAUAAUCCGGGAGACUCCAGAUUUUGGACCCUAUCUCCCGGUCUCCAGAUUAGAGUCUGAUAUCUCCCGGAUAAUCGCCAAAGUUGCUAUUUCUUGUAGACUCGACUUUCCAACCACAAAAUUUCAAAUAUUUUGCCUUGUUUGAGCUACCGUUACAGUUAACAUGGAGCGUCUUGUCAUAAAUUCUGGUGUUCCACUGUAAUUGAAGCAAUACCGUAAAAUUCCGAAAAUAAGCCCCUCCAUUUAUAAGCCCCUCCAAAUAUAAGCCCCUCAAACUCAUAACGUAAAAACCCUCCGUUAAAUGGCCCCUCCAAAUAUAAGCCCCCCCGGGGGGCUUGUACUUGGAAAUUUCCCUCAAAUGCAAAGUAAAACAAAGCAAAAACGGUAAAUUUUCUUCCAAUUAUAAGGCUAGCCCAAUCGAUUUUUGAGACGCAAAUUUCCUUCCGUAGAUAAGCCCCUCCGAAUAUAAGCCCUCAAAAAAGGCCUUUGAAAAAUGUAAGCCCCAGGGCUUAUUUUCGGAAUUUUACGGUAAUCUGAUAAUGUGGCUAAAUAUGAACUGUUUAUGUGCUAUAUACGUCAAUCAGAACCAGCAAGCAUUUUGGGCACAAUUGACGUCAUCUGUCGUUCGAUAUUGUGUCAUCUAUCAUUCUUCCCUAUCAAUUCUCACUCAACACUUGAUGAUGUGGGGGGUUGACAGCCCUGCAGUUGGCUUGUCUAGGCAACAAUUUAUUAAUGACGUAUUACUAUGAACGGUUUUAACUCAGAAGUGAUAAGUAGGUAGAGCAUGAUCAUUCAGGUGUCUAGCCUGCUGGCAAGCUCAGACUCCACUUGGGGGAGUUGCGAGAAAUCACGCAAGAGCCACACAUGAAAUGAGAUGUGAGUGUGAGAAGAAGUGGGGAAAGAAGGAGGAGCUUCAUUACUACCCUCCACAUAGCAUGCUAAGGGGUAAAUAAAAAUGCGACAGUGGACAUGGAGUGUGACUCAUGCUGAGUGCCUGAUGGACAAUAAGGACCAGCGCUUUACUAACAGAAUGUCUGAACCAUACAAAUUUUAGAUAAUACGUAGUGACAUAUUUUGGAUAACAAUGCAGAAAAAAAUACAUAACAGUAAAAUUCGACAAUAUUCAACAGUAACUAGUAAAUGAUCUUAAAGUUAAAGUCAAUAUUUUGAAUUCAUAUAAACUAUAAGAUCUACCUAGACAUGCAGAAGUUAAGCAAACAUGAAAAGUGAAAUAUGAAAUAACAAAAAUGAAAAACAACAACAAAAAGACAAAGCAAAGAAUUAAGGCUAAGAGAAAAAUCUAGAAGAAAUGCAAAGCAAUGAUAUGCUGCCGCGUACAAAAACCCGGAAUGAAAAAAACCCUGUGGUACAAAAAAAAAAAACCAAGAACAUACUCCUAAUUGAUGCGAUUGAAUGCAGCAAAUCGUGCUCCGAGGAUAAGAGCUAAACUAAGUCUAUUAAGUUCACUACUCACAGUGUUACGUUGAAAAGCGUUCAUCGCAACGAUCUCUUAUAAAUUUUCAUUUCCACCCUUGAAACUGUAGGUAACCGUAAAGCGUUAAAACUGUCACCCGAAACAGAAACAAAUGUGCCAGUUAUGCUAGCAUUCCAACCAAAGCAAAAUAUUUCAUUUUCAAACUAAGACAAGACUACUAAAAGACAAAAUCAACGAAAACACUGCAUUUUGAAAUUAUCCAUUAUCUGAAAGCAGUUUAAGUGGAGAUACAUUUGUGAAUUUUCCUUUUCAGCUAUCACCUAAUAACUUGUUUCCCUUCUUUUUGGGGGGCUGAUCUAAGAAGCAACGAAUUCAAUAUGCCUUGGCAGCUGGUUCAAUAGGAGUUUUGUGGGGUGAAGGCUUUUCCUCUCAAUUUUUGCAACCACUGGAAAUACUCCUGGCCCCAUGCCAGUUGUUCCAAAGGUGGAUAACACUAUUCACUGGAUAAAUCUCUGUCUAUUGCAUAGCACAAUAAUAUUGGUUUCCCAAUACUUAUAAUCCACUGGAUAGUGACUUAUCCAGUGGAUGGUGCUAUUCAGUGUAAAUUGAACAACCAGUCCCUAAUUUGCUGUCCUAGUCACGAUGGAACAGUGUCAGGGUUGUGCUCUGGUAGUGCUCGGUGACCCCUGGUGCCUUACUUUUGAUCUUGGGUGAUUAAAAAAAUUUAGCUUUUUCAUAGAAAUCCUAUGCUAGGCACCUUAUGUUUCACAGGUUUGACUCGGGGAGGAGGGGGGGUACUUGGGUUAAUUUUUGCUGUGUAUGUGCCGCAUGCCUCUGAGAACCCCUACCCCAUUAUAGUCUAUUUUGUGGUCAUAUUAUAGACCCCAUCUUAGUCACUUUUGGAAAAAAGUAAUUUUUGCAAUCCCAACUUAGUGACCUUCUGUUUAUGCAUCUGCCUUAUAAAGCCUUAAUUUAUCUACAAUUAUAAGUCAUCCUAAAAUGAACUGACACAUUUGUUAAACUUAAUGUGGUGUAAAUCUUUUUAUUUAUAAAUGCUUACACACCUGAAUUUUCUGACCCCCAAAAUCCUGAAAAUGUGCUACCCCAUUCUAGUAACUCUUAUAAAAAUGCAACCCCAUAAUUGUCAAUCCAGCAACACAUACAUACAUGUUUUUUAUUUGAAGUCUUAUACAAUAAAUAGUAUAUCAACUAUUUCCAACUAACUAAAAUUACAAACAACAAUACCCAGUAGCCAACUAGGAAGUACCCCCCCCCCCCCCCCCCCACCGGGCUCCGCCCAACGGGUGUCCCUUGGAGCACCACAAUCCCCCUACAUCAAAGGAAUGCAACACUAAACUGGAAAGAACAAUGGUUUUAUUUAAAUUGCAAACAAAAACAAGAGCUUUACAUAACAAAGUUUUGAAACAGUGGAGAUCUCAGUGUUUAUCAAGGGGUUCAGAGCACUGGUCUCCAUCUGAGUUGCCCCAAGCCUCUGUUUCAAAGUGAGGCUAAGAGCAAAGCCAUAUGAAAAUGAUUUUUAUUCCAAUGCAAAUAAAACUCAGGGAUUUUCACAAGAAAGGUUUUGCACUUAGCCUCGUUUUGAAAGUGAGAGGUUUUGGAACUCGGAAAGGGACUAUUCUUCUUAGAGCAUAGGCUUGAAUGUUGCAUGCCGGUGUUACCUUUAAAUACAUCACAAUACCACUAUACUUUCAACUUGUGCGCUAACAAAAAAGUUGAACGGAACCCAGGGCUCUGAAAUCCAGGGUACCCAGCGUAUGAUUUCUAGGGAAAAAAUGUGAUUUUCCAGUCACCAAGGAGCAAAAGUUAUGUGCCAGGGACCACCUGGUGCUGCUAGAGCCCUACCUUCUGUCCUCCUUGAUUGCAUUAUUAUACCCACUCUCUAUUUCUUGCAGUUUGUUUGCUACAAUGUAGAUGCUCUACCUUUGCAAGCAUUGGGACCACUAGGGAAAAUGUUAGCAUAUUUAGAAUCCAAUUAUUUGAAAGCAUUAAGACUUGGGUGAGUACUUGAAAUGUCACUCAAACUGUAUUUUUAGCGGGGCUCUCACGUCCGCAAAGCGUGCACAGCAAGCACCAUAUGGGUAUGAAAAUUUGGUUAUCUAUACAUCCGAGAAAUUCUGGUAGUGACUUGUAGUCAUGUGACCAUCCGUCCAUCUGUCUGCACCACAGGCAUACCAAUGUAAAAUAAGUCAAUCAACAGGUACGCCAAUCAAAUGCAACUCCUGGCUCCAGUUGUUCAAAAGGUGGAUAGCGAUUUAUCCGGUGGAUAGCGUUAUCCAGCUUUAGAACAACCGGGGCCAGGCUUUUUUGGCUGGAAAUCACAUGGCCACCCGCAUCUUGUGAAGCAGAGACAAUUAUUAAAGAGUCGUUAAAGACAAAACAGAAAGCGGAAAUUGUUUCUGCCUCCUUGUUGUCUAAAGUAUUGAUUUUAGCCUACAAUAAUGUCCACAAAAUAAUUUGGAAAUUAUAUAGAGAAAGAGAAAGACAUAGAAAACAAGAAAGUAGGUGACAGGAUAGAGAAGCUCAAUAAGAAAAAGAGCAACAGAGAACUAGAGUGAGAGAUAAAAAAACAAAGGAGAUGAAUUUCAUUGGAAGAACAACAUGAAAAUUUUGCAGUGGCAGUGAGAAAAUGAGAAAAUUAUGCUAGUACUCAGCAAGGUGAAAAUGAGGGGUAAUGAAAAAACAGUGAACAGGAAUAUAAGCAACAAAUUUUGGGGGGAGCAUAUACAACAUUUUCUUCAUAAAAUGUGUAACUAGAAAGUUUCACGUUGCAACAACGACAGCAAAGAAGUGUACAAAAAAGUGUGCUGCACGUGAAAAGUUCUUGAUUGUUUAUCUAAUUAGACCUAUUUGUUUUUUUGGCAGUUCCUGUUUCCAUUGCUGUUUAGCAUUUUGUUUAGCAUUUUGAGUAAAGUGAAAGUAUUUUAACAAGAGCUUUGCUUUUAGCCCUGGCUUGAACUAUAUAUUAGGUCAUAUCCGGUUGACAGGACCGGAGUACCUAGAUAGACUACGAGUAGUCCCCCAUUUUUCCUCAGGGAUAGUAGAUCAAGCGAAACGCGAGUGCGCGUGAAAAUCACCCCACACGAGAAAAGACGACACGCGGCGGGGAGAGAGAAAAAUGAGGGACUACAGACAAAGCCCAAGCUUUUGACCCUUCACGGCCGACUGAUUUUGGAGUGUGAAGUUCGUAUCCCCUUCCACAUCAAUUAAGCGCAUCGAAUGGGAUUCCUUCCCUUAUUGAGUUGUCAUUGCUCUUGUCAUCGGUAAACUGCGGGGAUAUGUUUAUUGCAAGCAAAAGAAAACCCAGAUACUAAUUUUCUUCACGGCUUUUUCGCGUGAAAAACUUGAUAGUGUAGGCAACACACGACUUUUACUCAUGCCAAAAUCCUGCUUAUUCCAAUGAAUUUUUUUCUCAGACGGGUAGAUUAUGCUCUGGAGGACACGCAUAUUUAUUUUCUGCGGUUAUUGUCUAUGGUCGGCAUGAUUUGCCCUCUGAUGCAAGAGCAUUUUCUUUGACCUCUUUUGAAAAGUAAAGCUCUUCAAUGCAGCUAAAUAAGGGUUUUGGGUUGUUUAAUUUCUCUGGCGAUUGACUCUUGGAUCUGAAUAAUUUUAAGCGAUUUUCUUUUUGGCCGUGAAUGUGACGGUUUCCUGCAAUGUUUUGUUAGCAGGACGGAUAGUGAUAUCCAAAUCUCGAAGAAUGGAUUGCAGCUUAAACUAAAACUACAUUAAUUAUGGAGAAUUGCGAUGUGACUCAGUCAUGACUGCUCAUGAAUUUUAACUGCCGCUUGUUUUUCUGGAGAUAAUGUGAGCUUUUGGACUGGAGCACGUAGUUCCUCCCUUGGUGAUAACUAUUGAAUUAGCUUAACAGCCUUGCGACUGUUCUGUUAUUCCCAAUUUGUGAUCAUGCAAGACCAUGGUUUCGGUUCUCCACGCAAACCUCAUCAGUUGCCGGGUUGGCUUUCUGCUUAGUUGCUUCAACAAGAGCAACUCUAGUUAUUUGUUUUGUGCUGUUAUUUGUUCUGUAAAUUGUGAUUAUGUCGAGUGUUGAUAGCGGCUGGCGCAUUUUUGACAGAUGCUGACAGAUUUCCAUGGAAGGGCCAAUCAGAGUUUUGCAUUGUGAGAGCAACGCAUUAGUUCAAAAGCUUGGGCUUUGUCUGUAGUCCCCCAUUUUUCUCUCUCCCCGCCGGGUGUCGCCUUUUCUCGCGUGGGGUGAUUUUCACGCGCGCUCGUGUUUCGCUCGCUCUACUAUCCCUUGAGGAAAAAUGGGGGACUACUCGUAGUCUAUACCUAGAAAAAAUCCUGAGGUACUAAAGGAUGGUCAGCCAGACAAAUUGGGCUCCGUGACAUAAUAAUACAUGGCUUCAAUUUUUUUUUCAGUCGCACAUUACAGUGGUUAAUUCUUGAAGAAAACUAACAACAGAGCUUGAUCUGCACAUAUAUAGUCAAACUUUAUCAUAUUUAGGAUCACAAGCUUCAAUGAAUUGAUUUCGUAAUUUUGAUGACCACCUUCCUGCCUUAAGCCCUUUAUUGAUUGCAAAAUAGUAAGCAUUUUUUCUUUUUAAACAUUUCCCCCAUUUCUAGUGCUUCCUACCCUUUAGAACUCCCCCCUCUUGCCCAUUUAUAUCCUGCCUCCUGCACUCCUUCCGUCCCUGUUCCACAGUCUAUUGGGCCACCACCCGCCUGUCCUCCCCCAGAUUCCUUGCUAGAUUUGAUACUCUUCCCAAUGUUAAACUUGAAUUUGAAACCAAGAUGGCAACCUUUUACAGUAAGCACUUGGUCUUAAUAAUCUCAGGGGGAAAUACAAGGAGGUCGGUAUAAUAAACACUCUACACAGACACCUUCAAAUAUCAAUAUCAAUAUCAAAUAUCAAUUUUGUACACCUACAGGACCCCUACUGGUGCCUACUUUAUAUGAGAAAUUUCAGAGACUGUAGUUUUACUGUUGGUGCCAAUUUGGUUUUGAUAUAAUCCAGCUGCAAUUGAUGUCAUUUUAACAACUUUUUUUCUCUUAGUUUCAGAUUUACAAUAAUGGUCCAUCUUCUGGAGGCUGGUUUUGCAUACAGAGUCUGUAGGUAAGGACUCUUUCUUCAAUAAUAUUCUCAUCCCUCAGAGAAGUAGGAUUUCCUGCUCUACUCUGCACAUGGGGAGAAGGUCCUAAUAAUGGUGAUGAUGAAUUUAAGGAACAAGAACGCAGCCCUUAGAAAUGACCUCGCCACCUCUACUCUCUCUUUCUGUUUUGUUUUCUUUGGCAACAAUUUUUGUUGUAUUAUUUUCCGCCUGAUCCCCUUUGCAUAACCCACAGUCAAAUUUAGCAUUUUAAUGCUUGGUAGGUUAAUCUUAUGUCCACAUAUAUUUUUAUUUCCUGCUAACAAAUAAAAUUUUUGUUUGUCCUGUAGGCGGAUGAUGUUCUCUCAUUUAACAAGUUUCAAGUGGCUGGUACAAACUCUUGUGGUUGGUUUUCCUUCACUGGGCACGCUUCUCCGAUACCGGAAGGAGAGAGAGCUCCGAAAAAACAAAAGUGAAUAA